AUGCUGACAGACAGUGCAGUCUUCGCCAAGUCCAGGGAACGAACAUUAACAAACGAAAUGCACAAACUACAGCCUCUUUAUGGGGGCGCGAUUGUCUGCCCGAUACCCGAAGGCUUUCUAGAUGCCUCAAUUCUAAGGGAAGUCCCCGAUACACAGGAGGUGUUUGUCAACUCAAGAGAUGUGAGCGAGCAGGGCAAAUUUGAAGAUGGGCUGGGGCUCGAUGAAAGCAUCAUUGUGGAUCUUUUAGAACGCGUAGAAGCAAGUAACGAUAGAGCAGCCUUAGAGAUGCAUCUGGAAGAAAUCACCGGUCUGAACGGCAGCAACGAUUGGACUGUGGCGAGACUCGCAAUCGGCGACGGAGUCGUAGCUCACCAGACAUGUAUAGCGGUAGAAACUGCCUAUAAGUGGGGCAAAGAAGACCACAGCGAAACGCUGGUAUUGUGUGUGGCGUUGCUGCGACUUGAAGACGUACAGACAGAUGUCGUGCUGAGUGUAAAUUUGCCAAUUAACAAAACAGAUUCACUCAAAGAUCUGCACGACUGGAUCAAGGACCCGACAACAGAUGCUCCACGUCAAGUCGAGUCUGCUUAUAACGUUUUGACCACAAUGGCGUCCAAUUUCAAGGUGUUGGACUCCAGCCUUUUCGUAUAA
Messenger RNA from Lachancea dasiensis, 651 nucleotides. NCBI's taxonomy places the organism in Eukaryota, Fungi, Ascomycota, Saccharomycetes, Saccharomycetales, Saccharomycetaceae. The record is from the annotation of a GenBank genome assembly.